AUGACUGAUUUACAAGAUAGAGAGCCUUCCAUCAUUAUUAAUGGUAAUUUAGAGCCAGAAGAAGAUGAUCAAUAUGUUCAAGAAACUGAAGAAAUUAUUCAAGAAGAUGCUGGUGCCAAUGAACAACAAUUAGAUGAUUCCAAACCAAAGAAAAAGGUUGCAUUUGCUGGUUUGGAUGAAGAAUCUGAAGCUGAAAGAAGAAAGAGAGAAUUCGAAGAAGGUGGUGGUUUACCAGAACAACCAACUAACCCUGAUUUUAGUAAGCUAAAUCCUUUGUCUGCUGAAAUUAUCAAUAGACAAGCUACCAUCAACAUUGGUACCAUUGGUCAUGUCGCCCACGGUAAAUCCACUGUUGUCAGAGCUAUCUCUGGUGUUCAAACCGUUCGUUUCAAAGAUGAAUUAGAACGUAAUAUUACUAUUAAACUGGGUUAUGCUAACGCAAAGAUCUAUAAAUGUCAAGAUCCAUCUUGUCCAGAACCAGACUGUUAUAGAUCAUUCAAAUCAGACACUGAAAUUAACCCUAAAUGUCAAAGACCAGGUUGCCCAGGCCGUUAUAAAUUAGUUCGUCAUGUUUCUUUUGUUGAUUGUCCAGGUCACGAUAUUUUAAUGAGUACUAUGUUGUCUGGUGCUGCAGUUAUGGAUGCUGCACUACUGUUAAUUGCUGGUAACGAAUCUUGUCCGCAACCACAAACUUCUGAACAUUUAGCAGCCAUUGAAAUUAUGAAAUUGAAACAUGUCAUUAUUUUACAAAACAAAGUCGAUUUAAUGCGUGAAGAAAGUGCUUUAGAACAUGAAAAAUCUAUUUUACAAUUUAUUAAAGGUACUAUUGCCGACGGUGCUCCAAUUAUCCCAAUUUCUGCUCAAUUGAAAUAUAACAUCGAUGCUGUUAAUGAAUUUAUAGUGAAAACUAUUCCUGUACCUCCAAGAGAUUUUAUGGUUUCCCCACAUUUAAUUGUUAUCCGUUCAUUUGAUGUUAACAAACCUGGUACUGAAAUUGAUGAUUUGAAGGGUGGUGUUGCUGGUGGUUCUAUUUUGAACGGUGUUUUUAAACUAGGUGACGAAAUUGAAAUUAGACCUGGAAUUGUUACAAAAGAUGACAAAGGUAAAAUCCAAUGUAAGCCAAUUUUCUCAAAUGUUGUUUCCUUAUUUGCUGAACAAAAUGAUUUGAAAUUUGCUGUUCCAGGUGGUUUGAUUGGUGUUGGUACUAAAGUAGAUCCAACUCUAUGUAGAGCUGAUCGUUUAGUUGGUCAAGUUGUUGGUGCUAAAGGCCAUUUACCAAGUAUCUUCACAGAUAUUGAAAUUAACUACUUCUUAUUGCGUCGUUUAUUAGGUGUUAAGACUGAUGGCCAUAAACAGGCUAAGGUUAGAAAAUUGGAAGUAGGCGAAGUCUUAAUGGUUAAUAUCGGUUCUACUGCUACUGGUGCUCGUGUUGUUGCUGUUAAAGCUGAUAUGGCCAGAUUACAAUUAACUUCACCAGCUUGUACUGAAGUUAAUGAAAAGAUUGCUUUAUCAAGACGUAUUGAAAAACAUUGGCGUUUAAUUGGUUGGGCUACUAUUAAGAAAGGUACCACUUUGGAACCUGUCUCUGUCUAA
Henningerozyma blattae CBS 6284 is the source of this 1593-nucleotide messenger RNA. RefSeq names its product translation initiation factor eIF2 subunit gamma (gene GCD11). Lineage: Eukaryota; Fungi; Ascomycota; Saccharomycetes; Saccharomycetales; Saccharomycetaceae. Gene Ontology annotation, cellular component: eukaryotic translation initiation factor 2 complex; cytosol. Bases 1 to 1593 code for a protein of 530 amino acids. Gene Ontology annotation, molecular function: translation initiation factor activity; GTP binding; GTPase activity. The transcript has a single exon. Gene Ontology annotation, biological process: formation of translation preinitiation complex; positive regulation of translational fidelity. The record is from RefSeq and is a predicted model, not a curated record.